AUGUCGCCGCGCUUAGGAGGGCUACUUCAGCUCUCACCCGUAUGGGGUGCCCCAUUGAUCACGCCCCGGAUCCCCGUGCGCUCCUUCGGAAUCCGAUCUCUCAACCCGCCCAAACCCAGUCGUUUCAAUAUCGGCCCCGGGCUGCCAGUCCUCGAGUCGACGUCGACGGCGGCGCUCCGCCGCAAAGCCAAUUCCCUCCCGCUCCGCACUGGCGCUAUCGGUAUCAAGAAGGGCAUGACUGCUAUCUACGAUCCGGAGUCUGGAAAGCGCAUCCCCUGCACUGUCCUCCAGCUGGAUCGUGUUGAGGUUAUCUCCCACAAGACCCGUGAGAGACAUGGUUACUAUGCUGUGCAGGUUGGUGCUGGCUGGAAACACCCGAAUAACGUGACCAAGUCGAUGCUUGGACAUUUCUCGGUUAAUGGGGUCUCGCCUAAGCGCCAUAUCUUUGAAUUCCGCGUUAAGGACGAGGCGGGCCUUAUCCCUGUUGGUCAGAGCAUUGAGGCGGGUUGGUUCCAGGAGGGCCAGUUUGUUGAUGCUCGCUCCAAUACUAAGGGUAAGGGUUUUGCUGGUGUCAUGAAGAGACACGGCUUCGGCGGUCAGGAUCGCAGUCACGGUAACACUGUUCAGAACUUGAAGAUUCUCAAGGUGGAUUCUGAGAAUGGUAUUGUGGUUGUCAGCGGUGCUGUCAGUGGUCCCAAGGGCUGUGUUGUGAGAAUCCAGGAUGCGAUCAAGAAGCCAUGGCCGGAAGUGCCACAGGCAGAGGCGACGGAACCUGCCACUGCUUAA
Messenger RNA from Penicillium mononematosum, 786 nucleotides. Its product is annotated as mitochondrial 54S ribosomal protein uL3m. Lineage: Eukaryota; Fungi; Ascomycota; Eurotiomycetes; Eurotiales; Aspergillaceae. Gene Ontology annotation, cellular component: ribosome; mitochondrial large ribosomal subunit. Bases 1 to 786 code for a protein of 261 amino acids. The record is from RefSeq and is a predicted model, not a curated record. The transcript is spliced from 3 exons. Gene Ontology annotation, biological process: translation. Gene Ontology annotation, molecular function: structural constituent of ribosome.